Messenger RNA from Wasmannia auropunctata (little fire ant), 665 nucleotides. Its product is annotated as dynein light chain 4, axonemal-like. Gene Ontology annotation, molecular function: dynein light intermediate chain binding; dynein intermediate chain binding. Gene Ontology annotation, cellular component: dynein complex. Bases 31 to 339 code for a protein of 102 amino acids. The transcript has 2 exons. Lineage: Eukaryota; Metazoa; Arthropoda; Insecta; Hymenoptera; Formicidae. Gene Ontology annotation, biological process: microtubule-based process. The record is from RefSeq and is a predicted model, not a curated record.
AUUUUGCUUACAUAGCAUAAAAUUGCAAUAAUGACCGAAGUGAGGAAGGACGAUGUCGUGAAAAUUCUUCACACUUAUCCGUUUUGUAGAAAGUGUGAUAUGUCCGACGAGAUGAAGCAAGAGGCGAUGGAAUUAUGCGUGACUGCAGCAGAAAAGUACGCGGACAACUAUGAGAGCGUGUCUCGAAUGAUCAAGGAGACCAUGGAUAAGAAAUUCGGUGCGUCGUGGCACACUGUCGUUGGCGAAGGCUAUGGCUUUGAAAUAACUUAUCAAUUGAAGCAUCUUCUGUAUAUGUACUGUGCCGGCAAUUUGGCAAUAUGCAUAUGGAAAUCCGCAUAGUGCAAUUUUGGCACUUAUAAUUUAUUUAUAUGUAUAUAUGUAUUUAUAUACGCGCACAUAAGUGUUUGAUUGUAUAUGUAAAAAUACUUUUAUGCGAGUGAGCGAAACGUGUAUAUGUAAGAUAAAUUGUUACGAGAAAAGAGGAAAAGAAGACGUUUUUAAUAUCUUAUAUAUAAGUGUGGGUCCAAUUGUGUUUAUAAAUCACAAUCAAAUACUAUCAUAAUUAAAUACUUACAUAUUGGAAACAAAAUAUGAUGAUAAUCCAAUUCAGACGAUAAUCUAAUUCAGAUUGUAUAUAAUACAAAAUACAACAAUUAAUAGAAAUA